Castor canadensis (American beaver) is the source of this 1172-nucleotide messenger RNA. Lineage: Eukaryota; Metazoa; Chordata; Mammalia; Rodentia; Castoridae. The record is from RefSeq and is a predicted model, not a curated record.
CGAGUGGUCCCCUCUAGCGGCCACAGGAAGAACGUUGGCGCAUCCCUGCUCCGGCCUUUUCCAGUUGUCGGGAUGAACUCAGGUGAUCGCUCACCUCAACCUGCCCGACAGGUGCUUGGAAGAACACGUAGCAGAAAUGUUCCUGAAACAAAUGAUAGAACUUUGCUGACAUGGACAGCUCCACUCGGAAAAAUGAACGCCGUGCCAAACACCCCAGAGGCGCCAUACAGAAAGGUUUUACUGCUGCAUAUCCAACACAAUCCUCCAUUCCUUAUAGAUUCCAAGUAAUUCCAGCAAUUCUGGAAUCAGAGAAAAAAGGAUUUAAUAGUCAAGCCAAGAGAUUUUACUAUAAAAAGGAUGAUAUCCCAGGUCCUGGGUUCUACAAUGUCACCCACCAAUCUCCAGUGUUCAACAAUGUCUCAUUGUCCAAGAAAGGAACAGGCACUUUUCCCUCAACGUCUGCCCGGUUGGGCGCCACCAUUCCUAAGUAUCCUGCAGCCAGCGCAUACACUCUCCCAUCAGAGUUCGUGUCCAAGAAAGACUUCAGUAACUCCUGUUCCAGUAUGUUCCAGCUGCCAAGCUUCAUGAAAGUGUUCAAGUAUGAAACUCCUGCACCAAACCAUUACAAUGCCUCCAUCUCUUGCUGCAGGCAGAAAAACAAUGUCUCUGCCCGAGCUGGGUUUAUGUCAAAAACGCUGAGAGGAUCUUUCACUGCUGCUGGUCCAGGACCUGCCCCGGGGCAUUACAAUGUCAAUGAGUCCCUUGUGAAGCAGUCGCCAAAGACUUUAGUGUCUUGUUUUAAAUCAAAAACUGGCCGAGGAUUAAAACUAACAUCAACAGGCCCAGGGCCUGGUCUCUACAACCCAGAUGAUCGCACCAAAGUCCUGAAAAAGAGUCAAAUUCCGAGAAACCCCAUCCUGAAUUUCUCUGCCCAGCCUCUGCCCCUGCCCCCGAAGCCACCUCUGCCAGGCCCUGGCCAGUAUGACAUCGUGGACUACUCAGGCCCCCCCAAGCAUUUCAUCUCCAGUGCAUCCUUCGUGUCCAACACUAGCCGGUGGACAGCGGUGCAGUCCCAACCAGGUCUGCCCGGCCCAGCCACCUACAAGCCUGAGUUCCCAGGGAAGCAGUCCUUCCUGUACAAUGAGGACAACAAAUGGAUCCCAGUGAUAUAG